AUGUUCGACCUCGCUGAAAUACAGUCAAUUUAUGCGCGGUCUGGUGGUGGCGGGCUGGGUGGCCCAGAGGGUCGACCACCCGUCUUUAAGGCAGUGGGUAUUUCCCUGGCCAUCGGCUCGGGACUCUUCAUUGGCGUGUCCUUUGUUGUGAAGAAGAUCGGUCUCCUCAAGGCAAAUGUCAAGUAUAAUGAGGAUCCUGGUGAGGGAAUGGGGUAUCUGAAGAUGUGGUGGUGGUGGGCUGGGAUGACGCUGAUGAUCAUUGGAGAAAUCUUCAACUUUGUUGCAUAUGCCUUCGUCGACGCAAUUCUAGUGACACCCCUAGGCGCCCUUUCCGUCGUCGUCACCACCAUUCUCUCCGCCAUCUUUCUCAAAGAACGCCUCAGUUUUGUUGGAAAGGUUGGCUGUUUCAACUGCAUUAUCGGUUCCGUGAUCAUCGCGAUGAACGCCCCCACCCAGUCGUCCGUCGCAACCAUCCAAGAUAUGAAACGUUUCGUCAUCGCUCCUGGUUUCCUCACUUGGGCUGGCCUCAUCAUUGCGGGAUCUGCGUUCAUUGCUAUAUGGGGUGGACCCCGAUACGGCAACAAGAGCAUGCUUGUCUACAUCAGUAUCUGCAGUCUCGUUGGUGGUCUGAGUGUUGUCGCUACCCAGGGCCUGGGGGCAGCGAUAAUAUCUCAGAUCCAAGGGGUUUCGCAAUUUAAGGAGUGGUUUCUGUAUGUUCUAUUGGUUUUUGUUAUUGCGACUUUAUUGACAGAGAUUAUUUAUUUAAAUAAAGCGUUGAAUAUUUUUAAUGCGGCAUUGGUUACCCCCACGUACUAUGUCUUUUUUACGAGUGCCACGAUCAUCACCUCCGCAAUUCUGUUUCAGGGAUUUAAAGGAACUGCGAUUAGCAUUACGACUGUUGUCAUGGGCUUUCUUCAGAUUUGUUCUGGCGUUGUUUUGUUACAGCUCUCAAAGUCCGCUAAGGAUGUUCCAGAUGCUGCUAUUUUCAAGGGAGAUUUAGAUCAGGUACGAGAAGUGGCUGAGCAAGAGGAGCCGGAGACGGAACCAAAAGCAGACGCUAUUCGGGGUACGGCUGCGAUAAUUCGACGGAUAUCAGCUGCAAGGCAGAAGAUGGAAGCAGAAGAGGCCAGGAGGUAUUACGAGGAGAGGAAAUUGGAUGAAUUGGAACCACCACGGGAAGGGGAAAUCAUUGAAUGGGACGGCUUGAGGAGACGCAGGACGAUUGUUGGGGAGAGCCCUUUUAGAACCCCUUCCCGUCGAUCAACAGGCCGUCAUCCACCUCUAGGAAUGUCAAAAUUCCCUGAUUUUGUGGACGAUGAGCUUCCCCAGCACAGGCCUAGCACUAAGGGAAGCAUCAAAAGUUCGUUUUUCGCCCGAAGCCGUACGUCCAGCGCGCUGCAUCCGCAUUGGAGACCAACACAUUCUUCCCAGGAACCUCACGGUCCAAUGGCCCCGGUACUAACGACGAUCCCGAGUGAGGCAGAUGAAAGGAGCGGUUUCAAUACUGAUACUGCUGGCAUCGACUCUUCUGGGGCCCUGGGGCAAGCUUUCCAACAUAACAAUGGACAACACCGCCGGAACCGGAGCGGAACUGUACAGACCAUUCAAUGGGCAAAUAGUGUCAAAUCUGUUGAUUCUUCCAACCAGUUCUCGCCCACCCGUAGCACUACUAUUCCACCAACUCCACCGCCGCACCGCCAAUUCUCAUUCCACAACAUUUUCAACCGUCGUUCUUCUAAAGAACCUCUGUCUAGUGGUGCCGGAAUGACUGAAAAUCCUUCACCUGGAAAGCGGCUUUUUGGGUUUGGCCAUCUUCCAUCUCGGACUCUUCACCAUGAGCAGAUACGUGAAAUGAGGGACGGCACAGAAGAAGAAACCCUUGGUCUUGUCAUGGGAGAUAAAUCCCAAUCAAUGGAGGAGCAGAAACCCCAGGAAUAUACGCCGUCACCGUCACUGUCGCCUACAACUCCAACCAUGGACAAGGAAGCUGUUAAAAGCGGUAUGGUCACAGCGAGCCAUCAAGGCCCAAGCAGCUCUCCGUCGGUAUCAAGCGGUUCCUCUACGGGAUCGGGCACGGAAUACAAACUACACCACACAAAAUUUCCUUCACACAACAGAGAUGAAGAGGCUGCAGAAGCUUCGAAACAUCAAAACUUCACACCCUCACCUCCCCAACCACCCAAAUACAGCGAGUCCGCUACAGCCAACUCCAUCCCAACCGAUGAAAUAUAUUCACCACCACCACUAUCCCAUUCCCGCUCCUCCCCACACCUACCUUCUCAUCCAAACAGACGUUCAACUUUCACCCUCCCACCAACACCAAGACACUCACUUCCUGCUGUCCCCACAGAGUCCCACUAUCAACACCCAUACAUAUUCCAAGGCGCGCCGGAAACAGCUGUAUCCCACCAUUCUGCCGCCUCAAUCUCUUCACUUCCACCGCCUCCGCAGAUUCCACUGCCAGAGUCCUCAUCGACAUCUCUUGCUUCAAGUCUUAGUGCGGAGAAUUAG
This is a messenger RNA of Paracoccidioides lutzii Pb01, 2511 nucleotides long. Its product is annotated as non-imprinted in Prader-Willi/Angelman syndrome region protein. The coding region runs from base 1 to 2511 and encodes 836 amino acids. Gene Ontology annotation, biological process: magnesium ion transport. Gene Ontology annotation, molecular function: magnesium ion transmembrane transporter activity. Gene Ontology annotation, cellular component: membrane. The transcript is spliced from 3 exons. The record is from RefSeq and is a predicted model, not a curated record.